Molecule: messenger RNA, 1107 nt
Organism: Nicotiana tabacum (common tobacco)
Lineage: Eukaryota; Viridiplantae; Streptophyta; Magnoliopsida; Solanales; Solanaceae
Source: RefSeq, a predicted model, not a curated record
AUGCGGUGCAUCAAAGACGAAGAUGGUAAGGAUUUGGUGGAAGAGGCGUGUAUCAGGCAUAGAUGGAAGGAGUACAUCGAUAGACUCUUGAACGAGGAAGGGGACAUGAACAUCGUGCUAGGUGAGUUGGAAAACUCAAGGAGUCAUAGGGAUUUUGGGUUUUGUAGGCAUAUUAGGAGGGAAGAGGUUGAAGGGGCAAUGCGGAAUAUGAGCAGGGGUAAAGCAACUGGUCCUGACGAGAUCCCAGUGGAAUUUUGGAAGGAAGGGCAUCAAGUUGUUGAGUCAUACUACAAAAAUUUGGGAGAGGAUGUGGAGAGGAGGAUGCGAUGUAGUGUUACAAUUUCCGAGAAUCAGUUCGGAUUUUUGUUGGGACGGUCUACUACAGAAGUCAUUCACUUUGUGAGAAGAUUGGUAGAGCAAUAUAGGGAGAGGAAGAAGGAAUUGCAUAUAGUAUUCAUAGACCUAGAGAAGGCCUAUGAUAAAGUCCCGAGAGAGGUCCUUUGGAGAUAUAUGGAGGCUAGCGGUGUCCCAGUGGUGUAUAUUAGGGUUAUUAAGGACAUGUAUGAUGGAGAAAAAACUCGGCUGAAGACUGCGAGAGGAGACUCGAAUCAUUUCCCAGUGAAGAUCGGGUUGUAUCAGGGAUCAGCUCUUAGCCCGUUUUUGUUUGCCUUAGUGUUAGAGUGCAAGUUCAGUGAUGGGAUGCAUGAAGAAGGAGUGAAAGUGAAGAUUGGUACUCAAGUCGUCCCCAAAAGAGAUAGUUUGAAGUAUCUUGGGUCUAUUAUUCAAGACAACGUGGAGAUUGACGAGAAUGUUACUCAUCAUAUUAGAGAGGGGUGGAUGAGACGGAGGCUCGCCUCGGGGGUUUUGUGUGAUAAGAAUGUGCUACCUGGACUUAAGCAUGUCAAGAAGUCCCAUGACCAGAUGUUGAAAGUAGUUGAAAUGAGGAUGUUGAGAUGGAUGUGUGGACAUACCAGGAAGGACAUGAUUAGAAAUGAAGUUAUUAGGGACAAGGCUAGGAGUGGCAUAUGUGGAGGAAAAAUUACGGGAAUCGAGGCUGAGAUAGUUCGGGCGUGUGAAAAGGAGAGACAUAGAUACGCCGAUCAGGAG